Messenger RNA from Theobroma umbraticum, 519 nucleotides. Its product is annotated as MADS-box transcription factor ANR1-like. NCBI's taxonomy places the organism in Eukaryota, Viridiplantae, Streptophyta, Magnoliopsida, Malvales, Malvaceae. Gene Ontology annotation, biological process: regulation of transcription by RNA polymerase II. The record is from RefSeq and is a predicted model, not a curated record. Gene Ontology annotation, molecular function: protein dimerization activity; DNA-binding transcription factor activity, RNA polymerase II-specific; RNA polymerase II cis-regulatory region sequence-specific DNA binding.
AUGGAUGCAGGAAGUACAAGUAAGAGCAGACUAAAUAGAAAAGGCAGCGGCCGUAGAAGGAUUGAGAUCAAAAAAAUUGAGAACCAACGCCGACGUUGGGUAGCUUUUUCCAAACGUAAGAAGGGUUUACUAAAGAAAGCUGCCCAGCUCUCGAUGCUGACUGGGGACGAAAUCGGCGUCAUCAUAAUUUCAGAGCAAGGAAGGGUUUAUACUUCUGAUAACGCUGAUGCUGUUAUCCAUCAGUAUCUGUCCAUCAAAUAUGAUGGACAAGAUGAUAAUGAUACGAUGGAUGAUGAGGAGAAAGAGCGUGGAAAAGGGGUUAUGGAAGAUGGGUUUUGGAGGAGACAACCGGUUGAUGUUCAGAAGAUCGAUGAUGGGAAACAGAAUUUGCAAGAGAUUAAACUAUUUGGAGAGGCUUUGGUAGAUUUGAAGAAGAAUGUAGUGGAAGGAAUGGAGGAGAUAAAGGGUAAGGAGUAUUUAUUUGAUCUGAACAAAACUCCUGAUGAGCAGUUUUGUUGA